This is a messenger RNA of Brenthis ino (lesser marbled fritillary), 3543 nucleotides long. The record is from the annotation of a GenBank genome assembly. Lineage: Eukaryota; Metazoa; Arthropoda; Insecta; Lepidoptera; Nymphalidae.
AUGAUGGAAGGUAUUUUAACUCAGAGGGUAACACCAUUACUUAAGUGCAUGGUUUUAUUCCUCUUCAUCUUCACCGCGAAAGUUUUAACAUCGCGUCCACAUGAAUCUCAAGAUACUAGAAAUAGUAUUCACCACCAAAAGCCAGCACAUUUUGUGAGAACCUUUACAAAAUACCAUCAUAGAAGAACUAUUCAGUGGAACAACUUACAAGAUGUCACCUACUGGCCAAUAACUCAGGAUCAACCAAAGGUUAUUGAUAAAAGAAGCGUAGACAAUUUGGAUGAACUCACACCUGAUGAUAAUAAGGAUUUUAAUCAACUAGCUUCAGCUUCUGUAAGAGAAAAUAUUAUAGGAAAUGAAAAAAAAUCUAUAUCAAGUGGCAAGGAAGAACAAAAUGGAUUGAGCAAUGAAGUUAGAAAAUACAAAAUGAAGGCUGCUGCUGUUGUGACUGAGAAACCGGUCACCAUAAAUCCAAACUCAAGGUCAUGUCUGUAUAAGAUACACAGUGUCGCUAUUAGUGUGACUCCAUCUUAUGAUGACGAGAGGAAUGCACAAUGGAUGGUUGAAAAUGAAAUAUUUGAUACUGGCAAACUAUAUGAAACAACUAUGCCAAAUGGUGAAGUGGUGCAGGUGGAACAGUGCACAGACCCGAAAGCCUAUUGCUACACACUGUGGCACCAGGACCAUGAGGGAAACAUCACUGUUUUAGGGCAAGGUUGCUGGCGUUCAUCCAUAGCGGAAGGUCGGAACAGUUGUGACAAAUGCACUCGAGUGACUCCCAAACUGCCCGGCAGCAAGUUCUGCUGUUGUACCAAAAGCUUCUGUAAUGCUGACUUUAUGUCUCUCAAAGAAGAAACGGUUACAAUAAAAGCCGAAUCCACGAUGGAAAGUGCGACGCAUCCAAAUUAUUCUAAUGUUGUAGCGUCCGCCAUCUUAGCUCUGGUCGCCAUUUUGUUGAUGGCGAUCGUGUUUAAGAAAGUUUAUUGUAAGAGAAUGGAGUUGGAUAAAGACGAUUUGAGCGAUGGUGUUGAUGUGGAAAAAGGUGACAUCAUGGGCAGUGGUCCUGAUGCUUUGGCCACUGGGUUGCUGUGUGUCGAUAAUUUAACACUCAUUGAGCAUAUAGGUCAAGGCAAGUUCGGUUCUGUAUGGCGAGGGAGUCUGGGUUCGACUCCUGUCGCCGUUAAACUGUAUUCCAACCCUUCUGCAUGGCAUAAAGAAGCUUCUAUAUAUGGAAUACCGCAUCUGGCCCAUCCGAAUAUAUUGAGAUAUUAUGGUAGCGACAGUCGUGCCUCCCUAACCGAGUGCGGGGGUCGCUCUCAGCUGGUGGUGCUGGAGCUGUGCGAGGAGUCACUCCGGAGUAGACUCCAGCGAGCGCCGAUCACGUGGCGCGAGUUCGCUGCGCUUGCGCACGGGCUGGCGGCUGCGCUUGCGCACCUACACGCUGCCACACCAACGAAGCCUUGCAUAGUGCACAGGGACGUGAACAGCGGCAACGUGUUAGUGGCGGCCGACGGCACCGCUCGGCUUGCAGAUCUAGGUCUAGCCCAGACAUUAUUGCCUAGACGGGAUCAUUCUACACCUAGUCGUAUUACUGAGGCUGGAACGCUACGCUACCUAUCACCUGAGGCUUUGGAGGGUGCUUUGGACCUGUCCGGGGCGCGCGCGGCCCUCUGCGCGGUGGACGUGUUCGCGCUCGCGCUCGUGCUAUGGGAGAUGCUAUGGCGCUGCUCUGGUGCUCACACCGUGGUGCCCCCAUACGCUCCGCCAUACCACCACCAUGGUCUGCCGCCGAGACCUACACUCGCUCAAAUGCAGGCGUUAGUAUCCCGCAACAAAGCCAGGCCGCCGUUGCCAAAGGGCCCAGUACCAGAAGCGAGGGUGCUCAAGAUAGCGACGGACACCUGUGACGAGUGCUGGGACCAUGACGCUGAGGCGAGAUUGACAGCAGUCUGUGUGGAGGAGCGUAUGGCUGAACUGAAAAUGAUAUUACAAGUGCAAGGGCCAGUUAUACACGAUAACAACUUGCAUCCGCAUCCGCCUGCGACAACAGAGCCACCUGUCCCACCGCCGGAAACCGACAAAAACUCAAACUGUACUUCCGCCCAAAAUAGUGACGUCACAACCCCCCUCCUUUACCCCGACCCCCAUAUAGGCCGGAACGCGUGUAUAGAGCGUAACACGAACACAGACACACAAACACACACGGUCGAACUCAUACACAAAAGCAUAAAAGAUACGCCCGAACAGAGAAUCAAUGAAGAGAACUGUCUGUCAGUAGCUCGAGUCUCCCAUAGACCACAGUUGCGUGAAAAUUCCGAUAGAUUGAACGAAAUACGUUCGUAUCAAAGACCUUUAGAUUAUGUCCCAAACGAUGUAACUGCACACGAGGAUAGAGGCCCGAAAGAGACCAACUUACUCCAAGAUAAACCCAAAUGGGGUAUAAGAAAGUUCUUCGAGAAAAAACUUACCAAGCCAAAGGAAACUGAAGUUAAACUAGACUCGAAUUUGGCCCAAAAUACUAAAACACGUACCUCUCUAAUCGAUAAACCCAGUAACAUAACGUUUGAUAGACCAACUAAUUUGGUCUUGAAUGAUGAAAGGGCCUACAAUUUUGAAGGACCCUGCACUUUAUCGCCUCCAAACAAAACUUUGUCUCCAACAAUGAUAAUGGAGUCUGAAAUGUUCAAAGAAUUACCCACAAGAGAUGAUGAUAGAAAUCAAGUAUUCGCAGUAAUUGUGCCUAAAGUGAAGCAAGAAAAGAAAGGCAGCUCGGAAAGUCUUAAACGUGUUAGGACCUCAGUUUCGAGUCAAAGUCUAUUCAGAAAUUCCGAAUCUGAAGAUUCGACGAUCAAAAAACGAUUGAGUUGCGAUAAUAAGAUCAUUUCCAAUAGCGGAAGAUCGUCUCGAGCCAGUAUCAAUUUAGAGUUGCAAUACAUCGAUAAUCAAAACGAUUUUGAAAGUCCAUUCGAUUUGAAUUCCGAUUGCUCGAGCAGCGAAGACGAACAUUUGAUGUUGCUAUCGGAAAAUGGCGGAUCUAAAAUAACAAUGCAAUCCAUGCCAAAAAAUGAGGAUAAAAAGAAAAAUGAUGUGCUAAAGGAAGCGAGUCUGCCUAAAACGGACUUCAGUUUCAAUAAAUACAACAAAUACACAAAUUUUGAUAACGAGUUCAGUGACCCAAAUGAUAAGGAAAACCUGGUGAAUGGUUACAGCGGGGAUAACCCGGUUUAUUUGGCGGCAUUGAAUGGGGAAAUCCCGGAAUUGACAUUAAAACUACCUUCGAGUAGUACAAACACGGAUACAGACACAAAACCCUGUUUAAAGUCGCUAUCAAUCAAACGUCAACACUCAUUAGAGCAGGUCAGCGAUAUAUUCUCAUCUGGGGAUUCGAAUUUGUUGAAUCCCGCGGGAAGGGUUAAAACCCCCGGGGAUUUGCCGGUGGCCGUACGCAGGGCCAGACGGGAUAGAGCCCUUCAAAAGGGAAGGGCUAGUGAAUGUAAUAGAUUGAGUUUGUACGAUGACCGAAUGAUGUUUGGUAACAGUUUG